Messenger RNA from Suillus plorans, 616 nucleotides. RefSeq lists its product as uncharacterized. The record is from RefSeq and is a predicted model, not a curated record. The coding region runs from base 164 to 529 and encodes 121 amino acids. The transcript is spliced from 5 exons. NCBI's taxonomy places the organism in Eukaryota, Fungi, Basidiomycota, Agaricomycetes, Boletales, Suillaceae.
CGCUCUAUACUUUUAUAACGCCGAGCAGAUAAUCUUCAUGAACCCUAAUUUGUCAAAGAGCCUCUCAUUCUUGAAGUGAAGGAAGUUAUCGUGCAUGCGAUGUUGAUGCUGAAUUUGUUUGAAACAGUACUGAUCAAUAAUACGAUUGCUCUUAGCCCGAUUCAUGCUCACGAUUUGCAGGUCUUUCAUGUAUUUGCUCAACUUCUGUGGGUCUCCCCUUUUUUUCGGUGCACCAUACAUCCACGCCCAAGGCUUGAAUGACAUAUGCGUGGACCAGCCCGUAAAUCACACCUUAUGGAAGCAGUUCAUUUACAAACUCAACUCGGAAUGGGAGGCCUUCACCCUAUACUCCACAGUGAUCUUAAAUGUCAUUAUCGCCUUCCUCGAUGACCCUAACGUCAAUACUGUCGUCCGAAUAUCCAGCUAUCUACCCACUAUCAACAUUGUCAGUGCGAUCAUUCUAGGCUUGCUUCUCAUGUGUCAUAAUCGCACGCAUAAACAAGAGUCUGCAGAGGAUGCCGUAAGCUAACACAUGUUGGUUGGAGCAUCGAUCUGGUUUAGGUUGUUUCUAAUCUUUAUGACCUGAACACAUUCCUCCUGAGGGUCAUCAUCUUCC